UGCACACACGUCAACGUAAAACGUCAUGGUCACAACAAGGAAGUGAAUGCCCAUGGUGUCUGAAAUUAUUGUACUAAUCUCCUUAGAAAGAAGGACGGUUGGUUUCGUAGUGCGACGCAUUUAAAGAUUACGUUGAUCUUGUUUCGCACAACAAGUCUGUCGUGUUCUCCGGACAUCUACGAAAGAUACAAUGGAAUCUAAAUCCGGAGAAUGGGCUGUAGUUACUUAACGUUAGAUAGUUCUGAUCUCCUAUUCAUUUAUUAACGAACCAGCGUCCCUCGUCUUUGUGGGCAGAUUCCAGUGACGUUACAUAAGUUACAGAUUCAGCUCGGUGCUAAGGAAAAUGAGGAUGAUGACCUUCCUCCUGGUUGGACUGUUAGUCCAUGUGGUCUUCUUCCUCUCUAUAUUUGACAUCUACUUCACCUCUCCCCUGGUCCACGGCAUGACACCCCAGGCCACGCCCAUGGCACCCCCUGCGUCCAGGCUGGUGUUAGUGGUGGCCGAUGGUCUCCGAGCAGACAGUCUCUUCACACUCCUCCCGAAUGGCUCGUCCAGGGCCCCGUACUUGAGGAGUGUGAUUGAGGAGAAGGGUACCUGGGGUGUGUCGCACACACGCGUGCCCACUGAGUCCCGUCCCGGUCAUGUUGCUCUUAUCGCUGGCUUCUAUGAGGAUGUUAGUGCUAUUGCUAAAGGGUGGAAGGAGAAUCCUGUAGAGUUUGACUCUGUGUUUAAUGAGACCCGUAACACCUGGUGCUGGGGCAGCCCUGAUAUUCUGCCAAUGUUUGCUAAAGGUGCCAGUGGAGACCAUGUGUAUACUCACACAUACCCAGCAGAGGAGGAGGACUUUGCCUCCACAGAUGCCUCCAGGCUGGACACCUGGGUGUUCACGCAAGUCAAAUCAUUCUUUCAGUCAGCAAAGUCUAACUCCAGCCUGAGGGCCAAUCUGCUGGAGGAUGAGAACGUCUUCUUCCUGCAUCUGCUGGGCAUAGACACAAAUGGACAUGCUCACCGACCAAUGUCACAGGAGUACCUCAACAAUAUUGGCCUCGUAGACACGGGUGUCGCUGAACUGGUGUCUAUGGUUGAAGACUUCUUCGGUCAUGAUGGAAGAACGGCGUAUGUGUUCACCUCUGAUCAUGGCAUGACAAACUGGGGUUCACACGGUGCAGGUCAUCCCUCUGAGACACUCACCCCUUUAGUGGCGUGGGGAGCCGGAGUUAACUAUGCCCACAAAGUCACUGAAGUCCAACCAUACAAGGAUGGCUUCCUACAAGAUUGGAAACUGGAGCAUCUUCGUAGAGUUGACGUCAAUCAGGCAGACAUCGCUCCCCUCAUGGCUUCUCUCAUUGGUAUCCCGUUUCCUGUUAACUCAGUUGGUGUGUUACCUCUUCUCUACCUUAACAACAGUGACCACUUCAAGGCGGAAAGCAUCUACACUAAUGCUAUUCAAGUACUAGAGCAGUACAAGAUAAAAAUGAGCCAGAAAAAGGAGACAACUUUGUCAUUUCUCUUCACCCCAUAUCAACUUCUCACUGACUCAAAACAAUCCGAAUUCAUCCACAAGGCUAGAAUACUGAUGCAGCUGGAGAAGUAUGAAGAUGCUAUUUCGCUGUGCCGGUCUCUGAUAGCCCACGCUCUGGAGGGCCUCCUCUACUACCACACUUAUGAUAGGUUCUUCCUGGGUUGCAGUGUUGUGCUGGGGUUUGUAGGCUGGACCUCGUAUGUAGUCCUAGUCAUACUGAAGACUCAUGCCAACCUCAACAGACGCCCCGGUCUCCUCAAACAGAUUCCCAGCCAUGCCUUGGCGAGGCUGUGCGUGUGUGUGACGGUGGUGAUCACUGGGUUCCUGCUUAUCCAAAGGAGCCCCGUUACCUACUACGUUUACUGCCUGCUGCCGGUCCCUUUAUGGUACUCUGUCCUCAAAGAGUCUGGAACUCUGACAGAUUUAAUUCGCUCGGCCCCAUCUCUGCCGCUGUGGAAAUGUUUUGGCUAUUUUGUGCUGGUGUCGUUUGGGAUCGAGCUACUGGUGGUGAGUUUCUUCCAUCGCGCCAUGCUCACUGUGGGCCUGGUUGUCCUCUCCGUCUGGCCCUUCCUGUCGGGACUUUUUGACAAGGCCAAGUUUCGUUCGUUGAGCUGGUGUGUGGGCUGUCUGUGUUUGGCUGCUUUCCCCCUGAUGCCCGUUGUGGGCAGAGAGCCUAAUAUACAUCUGGUUACCUGUGCAGGUCUACUCACUCUCUUCACUUCAGCCUGUUACCUUUGGUCAUCAAGACGGAGAACAACACUACACCUGAGUGACAGACAACAGUUUUUCACCCAGAUGCUCCUUGUGGCAGUGUGUGCGUACGUUCCAUCCCUCACACACUCCAGCCUGCAGCAGAAACAGGGCCUGCCACUUUUUAACCAGAUCAUCAGCUGGACCACAUUAGCAUCUUCUAUGCUCGUUCCAUUGUUGAGCUCAACGCGUCUCUUCCACCGACUCCUCAGCAUAUUCCUCUCUCUCACAGCCACAUACCUACUGCUCAGCACCGGGUCAGAGGCAUUGUUCCCUCCCGUGUUAUCUUGGUUGAUGUUUGUGUGGAUCAACAUUGAACAGGAAGCUAUGCUUGCUCAGGGUGUCUCUGGCAGACAAGAGCUCGCCACAAUCGAUUUCUCCGCAAACAUUGACAUCACCAAGAUCCGACAACUGAAGUUGGAUGACAUCAGGAGAUCAUAUUUUUUUGUAUUUUUUAUAAUAACAGCUUUCUUUGGGACAGGGAAUAUAGCUUCCAUUAACAGUUUUGACCCAGCGUCUGUUUAUUGUUUCCUCACCAUCUUCAACCCCUUCAUCAUGGGAGGGCUGAUGAUGUGGAAGGUUAUCAUUCCAUUCAUAAUAGUAAUGUGCACAUUUGAGACCAUCCAAGUUGCAACACAGCUCUCAUCAAGAAGUUUGUUCCUCAUUGUCCUGGUCAUCUCCGACUUGAUGGCUCUGCACUUUUUUUUCCUAGUGCAGGACUACGGCAGCUGGUUGGAUAUUGGAACAAGCAUUAGUCAUUAUGUGAUCGUGAUGUCGAUGACAAUCUUCCUGAUGUUGCUCAGUGUGGUCACACACAUUCUCACCUCACAAAGACUCUUUCUGUGGAGACCCAAGAUGCACUUCCCCUAAAUAGGUGUGUGUGUGUGUGUGUAUGUGUGUGUGUGUGUGUGUGUGUGUGUGUGUGUGUGUGUGUGUGUGUGUGUGCACAUUCUAGUUAAACCAAAUGUGUACUACUCAUUUUAUGUUUAUAUUUGUAUAGAUAUUUUUUUAUGUAGUAUUUGCCUAUUAAGCCAGGGUUUGUUUGUAUAAUUACUUCAGGUUUACAUUCUUAGAGGAAAUGCUGAGUUCUUCUUUUCAACCGUUAUUGUCUUCCUUGUAUUAAUAUAGAAUAAACACUUGUGGUCUCAGACUUUUGCACACCACUGUUUGCACUGACACUCAUUCCCUGUUCCACCUUCAUUGUUUUUACAUUAAUGAUUGAUGAAUUGACCACUUGAAUAUGUAACUCUGCAUCAUACCUUUGCCAAGGGGGCUGAUUUAUGACCCACUAAAGAAAGGUAACUUGAUAACUCUAUUAACAGUAUUUCCAGAUAAGCUGCCUAAAACAUAUCCUUGUUGAGAAGGAAUAGGGAGUGAUUUUAAUGUAUUGUGACUACUGUAUUUGUGUACAGUUGUCAAACUGAGGAAGUGGAAUGGAAAACUGGAAUUUUCAUAAAGUGACCUGUGUGUUGUAUUUACUGCAACCAUUAACAGGAUUAAACUGUGUGUCAGUAUAGUGUAUGUGCUCUUUAUUUGUACAUCUAGGCUGGGCUUAGAGGGGGGAAAGUAGAAUGUAAAACUGUCUUGUAAUGUUCUUAAACAACUGCAGACCAGAUGCACUCCUAUAGCCCCCAGUAGAGCUUGAGAAGCCAGUGGCCAGCAAUGGGACUGUGGUUGCAUUUGAAAACUUGUAAAUAACUGUAUUUUAAAUAAGAACAUUGGUAUGUGGUGCAAAAUGUAGGGUGUUUUUAAUAAAAA
Cyclopterus lumpus (lumpfish) is the source of this 4030-nucleotide messenger RNA. It is a transcript of the gene pign, whose product is annotated as phosphatidylinositol glycan anchor biosynthesis, class N. Lineage: Eukaryota; Metazoa; Chordata; Actinopteri; Perciformes; Cyclopteridae. Gene Ontology annotation, biological process: GPI anchor biosynthetic process. The transcript is spliced from 29 exons. The record is from RefSeq and is a predicted model, not a curated record. The coding region runs from base 344 to 3142 and encodes 932 amino acids. Gene Ontology annotation, cellular component: endoplasmic reticulum membrane. Gene Ontology annotation, molecular function: mannose-ethanolamine phosphotransferase activity.